AUGACACUAUCCACCACUAAACUGCAGGAGAUCUACAGCCAGCAGGGUUUCCUGUCUGCGUUGCCUGUGUUGAAGGAAAAUGAGCUGACUGAGACCAAGCAUGCCUUUUCUGAGCUGGAGAAGGAAUUUGGUAAGUAGCAGUGCUAUGAGGGGUACAGCCUCCACAACAUUCACCUUCAGUAUCCAUGGGUGAGGAACCUAACCAAACACCCUCAAAUCAUACAAGUGGUCAAAGACAUCCUUGGUCCUGAUGUCAUCCUGCUGGACUCCCGCUUCAUCUGUAAAUAUCCAAUACUCAAAACUGACAUCCAGAAGAAUGAGGAAGAAGAAAUCAAACCUGGUCUUCCAUAUGUGGCCUGGCACCAGGAUAUGAGGUAUUGGGGUAUUGCUGGUGGUCCUGUUCUCUCUGUGUGGCUCGCUUUAGAUGACUCACUGCAAGAGAAUGGUGCCCUUCAGGUCAUCCCAGGUAGCCACUGCACUGGUAUGUUGCCCCAUCAACACGCUACUCGCCCUGGAAACAUGCUGUCAGUCAAUCAGGAGAUUCCAGAGGAGCUGGUGCAGGUGGAUGAAGCUGUGUUUUGCCCUCUGUUAGCUGGGCAGAUGUCUAUUCAUGAUGGAUUUCUUGUCCACGCCAGUGAUGCCAACACGUCUCAGAGGAGGCGAUGUGGGUUUGUGAUCCGUUAUGUUUCCACAUGUGCAUAUCCCAUACAGGAUCCUGAUCGUCCCAGGAAAUUUGAUGCAACAGUGUUGGUCUGUGGAACGGAUCAGUUCAAUAAUUUCUCCAACAAAACCACAUAAAUACAUCUUUGGUUCUUCCUACAAGAAUAGCUACUUGUGCACUUUCAUAGAAUAUUUCAUACUGAGAGCGACUGUCUCAGUAUGAAAUA
Molecule: messenger RNA, 887 nt
Organism: Pseudoliparis swirei
Lineage: Eukaryota; Metazoa; Chordata; Actinopteri; Perciformes; Liparidae
Exons: 6
Source: RefSeq, a predicted model, not a curated record